Cucurbitaria berberidis CBS 394.84 is the source of this 1607-nucleotide messenger RNA. RefSeq lists its product as uncharacterized. Gene Ontology annotation, cellular component: cytoplasm; ubiquitin ligase complex. NCBI's taxonomy places the organism in Eukaryota, Fungi, Ascomycota, Dothideomycetes, Pleosporales, Cucurbitariaceae. The record is from RefSeq and is a predicted model, not a curated record. Gene Ontology annotation, molecular function: ubiquitin protein ligase activity; zinc ion binding; ubiquitin conjugating enzyme binding. Bases 169 to 1377 code for a protein of 402 amino acids. The transcript has 3 exons. Gene Ontology annotation, biological process: positive regulation of proteasomal ubiquitin-dependent protein catabolic process; ubiquitin-dependent protein catabolic process; protein polyubiquitination.
CCUAUGCGUGCCUAGUACCGCGACAGCAACCUUUGGAGAGCUCCCAAUCUCACCAGGCUGGCGCACGGACUUCGCUCGCGACUUAUUAUCGGGACGGCUGCCUGCAUCUCGAUCAAAUCCGCACCACUUACCCACAACAACAGCAACCCAAACAUUCGACCAGCGAAAAUGGCGCCCUCAACUCGCCUGCAAUCUCAGCCAGAAAUGCGUGUCAAUUACGCUCCAACUACUAGUCGAACAGGUACACGCGGUAAUCCCAUUCUUCUCGAAGAGGCGCCCCCCGAAGCAGCUGCUCGUCGCCCGCUAGGCCAGAUUAUCCAGACUGCCCGAAAAUCCACGACCCGCGUUGAGGCGGGGGGCGUUGCCAAACCCAAAGCGGAGCCAAAGAAAGCUGUCGAGGUAGCGUCAAAGUCCAAGGGAAGGGAACACGCGCGGCAAGAGUGCUCUAUCUGCGCUACAACGAAGACCAUGGCUCGAUCUUUCAAGGUGCUAAAGAUUGAGGAUGCAUGUGAGCACCUUCAGGGCAUCUGCUACGCGUGUAUCCAGAAGAUGCUCAAAGCCAAGGUGGUGGAGCGACAGCUCACCGAGGCAGAGCUAGCUUGCCCGUUUCCGGACUGCGAUCAUGUUCUUGACUACAUGGCAUUGAAGAUGACGGUCACCAAGGCGGCAUUCGAACAAUACGACACAGCCCUCGCCAAGCGUCUUCUCUCCGCCGAUGAAUUCUACAUCGCCUGUCUCUCCCGGAAGUGCGGCAUGUACUUUUCCAUAGAGGGUUGCAAGAGCGAUAAGCGCGGCAAGCAGAAGAUCGCAUGCCCAUAUUGCGAGUACGAAAUUUGUUCCAAGUGCAACCGUCCCUGGAAGUCUCAUGGUACCGAUGGCUGCAACAAGGCCAAGGAGAAGGAAGACAGGGCAUCUGAGAAGAUGGUCAAGGCUCUUGGUGCGAAGCCUUGCCCACAAUGUGGCUUGAACAUUCAGAAGAAUGGUGGCUGUGACCACAUGACUUGUCAGCACUGCCGCCAACACUUCUGCUGGCAAUGCCUAGUCCUAUAUUCCAACAACUUCCAACAUGCCGAAGGCUGCAUUCAUGGCCAGGUCAACGUCGCCGCCGACCCUAGGAACUGGGCUGCCGAUAACCUCAACGGCGCGCAGAUGAACCAUCUGAUCCACCAGGCUCAUGCACGCCUCACCAACAUGGCUCUGAACCCACCAGCACCUCUUCCCGCUCCUGCGUGGGCCCCUGCCGCGCCGCCUCAGCCAGUCCCUGAUGCUGCUCCUCGCCUAAACAUGCAACUGCUGCGUGCUCAAGCUCCGAUCCAAUUCCACGCUAGAAUCUUCAACUUCUUGGGAUUUGGGGGUGGUAAUGGCGGCGACCUAUGAGUAAGGUGACGGUAGGAUUUGUCCCAAGUUCCCUUGGCUUGGAUUCGAAUCAUUACGCUGAGUAGGAUAAGUUGCUAGGGAGCGAUGAAAGGAUAUGACGAUUUCACGGCGUGCGGCCUUCAUGAAUUUUGAUAAUGACGAUAUUGGUCCAUGUAGCUACUAAAGAUGAUUACACUGUACGAAGACGUGUCUGUCAUAUAGUAUAGUAGUACAUGAGAUACCUAGACCUU